Molecule: messenger RNA, 903 nt
Organism: Grosmannia clavigera kw1407
Lineage: Eukaryota; Fungi; Ascomycota; Sordariomycetes; Ophiostomatales; Ophiostomataceae
Product: chaperone protein
Exons: 1
Coding region: 1-903 (300 amino acids)
Source: RefSeq, a predicted model, not a curated record
AUGUCUUUCAACAACGAACAGACCUUUUCCCUGCCCAGGGUCAACAGAAUCCCGCAGCGGAUCUACACCGGCUGCACCGGCGAGCAGGCAAGGAGCACCACCAACGGCAGCAGAGCCCUGCGCCGAGCCUGCCCGCGCAUCGCGGACGAGACGGCCAGCACCUGGACUCGGGUCCUGCGGCCAUCGCUGCAACUCUUCUCCGUCAUCUUCGCCCUCGUCUUCAUCAUCGGCGGCCUCUUCUUGGUGCUCUGGGCGCUCUUUGCGAGCUCGGCAUCCACAUCCGCACACACAAACACAAACACACCUGAAUCUGCUGGUCUGCUGGUGCCCACGGCAUCCAUGUCGCCGUACGAGAAGCUUGGGCUGCCCCAGCUGGAGAAUUUUGGCAGCAACGCACACAUUACCGACACAGAAAUCCGGGCGGCGUACCGCAAGGCCGUGCGACACUUCCACCCGGACAAGGUCAAGGCGAAAACGAGCGAGCAGCUGCUGGCGGCUGAAGAGCACGUAAGGCUGAUCAACGAGGCGUACGAGGAGCUGACGGACCCGUACCGGCGCUGCCUCCUGGACCAGGUCUGGGGGUGCUGGCGGCACCUAGAGAAACAAUUGGAGGAGGAGAUGCGACAGAGGGAAGAAGAGCAGAUGGAGGAGCUGCGGGCAGAGGCGGCGCAGAUGCACAUGCACCAAGACGAUGCCGACGACGGCCAGACAGAGAACCAAGCAGACGAUCCCUUCGGUCUGGUCGUCGUCAUGUUUGCACAGGUCGCCGCCUACAGAGCCGCCCGCAGUAUCCUCUCGCUGCUCGAAGAAUUGGACGGCCUUACUGGCGGUUUUGGAAAAUAUGUCCUGCGAGGCAUAUCCUAUUUGGCCGGCCGACUGCAGAGUCGUAUCCGCAUAGUUUGA